Oryza brachyantha (malo sina) is the source of this 837-nucleotide messenger RNA. Its product is annotated as pEARLI1-like lipid transfer protein 1. Bases 69 to 602 code for a protein of 177 amino acids. The transcript has a single exon. The record is from RefSeq and is a predicted model, not a curated record. Lineage: Eukaryota; Viridiplantae; Streptophyta; Magnoliopsida; Poales; Poaceae.
CUCGCUCCACUUGCUCUGCCACACACCACAGUACGCUACGCUAGCCAACAGAUCGAGCAGGCGGCAUAAUGGCGAAGAAAGCUGGUGUAGUGAUGGGCAUGCUCCUCGCCCUCAACCUCCUCUUCUUCACCUUCUCCGACGCCUGCGGCUACUGCCCUAGUCCCGGCGGAGGAGGUGGAAGUGGAGGCGGAGGGGGUGGUGGUGGCGGAAGCGGAGGGUCAGGGGGAGGCAGCGGCGGCGGAGGGUCAGGAGGCGGAGGAGGGUCAGGAGGCGGCGGAGGGUCAGGAGGCGGCGGAGGGUCAGGUGGAGGCAGCGGCGGCGGCGGAAGCAGUAGUGGGCGGUGCCCGAUCGACGCGCUGAAGCUGGGGGUGUGCGCGAACGUGCUGAACGGGCUGAUAAACGUGCAGCUGGGGACGCCGCCGCGGCAGCCGUGCUGCACCCUCAUCCAGGGCCUCGCCGACCUGGAGGCCGCCGUCUGCCUCUGCACGGCGCUGCGUGCCAGCGUCCUCGGCAUCAACCUCAACGUCCCCAUCAACCUCAGCCUCCUCGUCAACUACUGCGGCCGCCGCGUCCCCUCCGGCUUCCAGUGCCCCAACAAUUAAUCAACUACUACAUACUAUAUGCAUGCAUGCAUUUCAAUUCCUCGAUCCGGUUGUUAAUGAUUUCAGUCCCAUAUAUAUGCAUGUAGCUGAAGCUGAUGCUUGCUAGCUACCUCUACAUGGUUAUUGUAUGCUUAAUUGUGUCCGUCUCUCCCCCUGUAUCACGCAUCAACUGCAACUGUGUAUUACCUACUAUCUCAUAUAUCUAUAUCAUCCAUGGAGUGAUUUCUUCUCUGCA